UCUUUACCACUUAAUGGUGAUCGGUUUGAAUAUUUGAUUUCUUCUUUGGUAAACCCUAUGAUUUGAAAUUAACCAUUGGUUUUUGUUUCGUCCAUCUCCUACAAGUUGGGUGCGCGAACAUGAUCCAUCGAUCGGCUUACGUCAAAACUCCUUCCUCUCUAUUUCGUACCCUCUCCGUCUUCAUGCUAUUCCUUCUCCGACUCUCCUCCGCGCCGCAUCCUAUUGUUUGAAACAUAUUAUAGGAGUCAAAAAUGGAUUUCGACGAUGAUUAUUGCUUCGGCGGCGGGGAGGAGGAGGACGAGGCCUUGUACAGCGACGGUGGUAACGACGAGGAUGAUUACGAUUUCAUCGAUAAUGCUUCUGAUAGUUCUGAUGUUGCUCCCUUGAGUCGUCACCAGGUGCAAAACUAUACAGUCUUGAGUGAAAGCGACAUUCGUCAACGCCAGGAGGAUGAGAUUAUGAAGAUAUCCACUGUGCUAUCCAUUUCAAAGUUUGCAGCUCGUAUACUGCUUCGUCACUAUAAUUGGAAUGCUGGUAAAAUACAUGAUGAAUGGUUUGCAGAUGAAAAGAAAGUUCGCAGUGCUCUUGGCUUGUUGGAGAAACCUCUUAUGGAAUAUAAAGAUUCUAGUGAGAUGACUUGUGGGAUCUGUUUUGAUACCUAUCCUGGUGCUGAGAUGCUUGAUGCUGGUUGUGGCCAUCCUUUUUGUAGCUCGUGUUGGGAAGGCUAUGUCAGUGUAGCCAUCAACGGCGGUCCUGGAUGUUUGUCAUUGCGGUGUCCCGAUCCAUCAUGUGGUGCUGCUGUUGGUGAAGAUGUUAUCAAUUUAUUGGCUUCUGAUGAAGAGAAGGAGAAGUACUCUGCUUAUUUUAUCAGGUCUUAUAUUGAGGACAACAAAAAGACCAAAUGGUGCCCUGCUCCUGGAUGUGAUUUUGCUGUGGACUUUGCUUCUGGUAGUGGAAGCUAUGAUGUUACGUGCAAGUGCUCAUGCAGUUUUUGCUGGAAUUGCACUGAAGAAGCACAUAGGCCUGUUGAUUGUGAUACUGUCGCCAAAUGGAUAUUGAAGAACAGUGCUGAAUCUGAAAAUAUGAAUUGGAUAUUGGCCAAUUCGAAACCUUGUCCAAGCUGCAAACGGCCAAUUGAGAAAAACCAAGGCUGUAUGCAUAUGACUUGCACACCACCCUGCAAGUAUGAGUUUUGCUGGCUUUGCCUUGGUCCAUGGUCUGAGCAUGGUGAGACGACAGGUGGUUUUUAUGCAUGUAAUCGUUAUGAAGAAGCAAAAGCAGAUAAAGAGUUUCAAGAGGCAGAACAGCAGAGAGAGAUAAUCAAGAACUCUCUUGAAAGAUAUUAUCACUAUUAUGAAAGAUGGGCAACCAAUCAAUCAUCCAGACAUAAAGCUCUUGCAGACCUAGAGCAAAUGCAAACUGUGCACCUUGAGAAGCUCAGUGACCUGCAGUGUCAGCCAGAAUCACAGCUAAAAUUCAUCACAGAGGCCUGGUUACAGAUCGUUGAAUGCAGACGUGUUUUGAAAUGGACAUAUGCCUAUGGCUACUAUAUACCUGAGAAGGAGAAAGCAAAGAGAGAGUUUUUUGAAUACUUGCAAGGUGAAGCAGAGGCUGGAUUGGAACGACUUCAUCAGUGCGCUGAGAAGGAACUGGAGGUAUAUCUCACGGAAAAGAAUCCAGAAAGAGAUUUUAACUGUUUCCGCACUAAACUUUCUGGACUAACCAGCGUGACAAGGACUUUCUUUGAGAAUUUAGUAAAAGCUUUGGAGAACGGUUUAUCAGACGUGAACUCUCAUGUUCCAACCAGCAGAAGUGCAAGCUCAAAGAGCUUAGGAAGGAGCUACAGUGGGAAAAAGGGGAGGGACGAGCCUAUAACGCCCAGAUCAAAUUAUUCUGGAAUUGGUGGAUGAAGAUGGGAACUGGAAAUGUAUAAUAAUGUACAGGGUGUGUGUAUUGCCGGCAACCUGAGGGAGAAGCUUGAGUUGAUGGAGAGGAUUUUGACUUGCUUCUCAUGCUGAGGUCUCGCGAAAGGCUGAAGGAUUUUGGUUGCCAGCGUUAAUUUUAGCCCUCUAUUUUCACCUCACGCGUUAACCUCAAAAGGUUUAACUCUCAACGGGGCCUAUUCUUGGAAAGUUAGAAGGUGAAAUGCAGGAAGGCAUUUGAUUUCUUAAUAAGAGGAAUUUGAGACGCACCAUGGUCCUUUCGUUCGGUUUAAGUAUUUUCUUCUUCAAGUCUUUCUAUUUUGAUCACGAGAGACUCAGGAUCGAUGUUAUAUGCCUCAACAUCAGAUUCCCGUGCCACUUUUAGGUAGUUUUCACAGUAAAAUUGAAGCUGGCUAGUUCAUUUUGCACAGUUGAUGGUUGCCACAUUAAUCUGCAUUCUUUUGUGAAAAGUGAAAUAUAGAUCAUCAACAUCAAGCUUCUGUUAUUACUUUCCUGCUCACCUGAUUUUAGUCCAAAUUAUGAUUCUUCUAUUACAAUUGAAUCUUCCUAUAUUUAUAUAUCCGGCGAAGUGACAUGAUAAUGUGAUUAUGUAUAGACUAACAUUAUCUUUGCA
Messenger RNA from Neltuma alba, 2556 nucleotides. Its product is annotated as probable E3 ubiquitin-protein ligase ARI8. Gene Ontology annotation, biological process: protein ubiquitination. Gene Ontology annotation, molecular function: zinc ion binding; ubiquitin-protein transferase activity. The transcript is spliced from 15 exons. The coding region runs from base 252 to 1910 and encodes 552 amino acids. The record is from RefSeq and is a predicted model, not a curated record. NCBI's taxonomy places the organism in Eukaryota, Viridiplantae, Streptophyta, Magnoliopsida, Fabales, Fabaceae.